GGCCAGAGGAGAGGCGAGGCGAGGCGGGCGGCGGCGGCGCCAUGAGGGCCGGGCGGGGGCUCCCACGUGUGCAGAGGACUGAGGGCCCCAUGUGCUAGUGACCGCCUGCCAUGCUGGCCUGUCUGCCGGGACCAGGCGACCUCUCCUUCCAGCUGCUUUCUUACCCGCAGAUGAACGCUGGACUUCAGAAAUGGGACACUCCACAGAAAAUGAGAGCCGCACAGCAGCACCCUACUCCAGCAGAGUUGGACGCGUAUGCUAAGAAGGUGGCCAGCCAUCCUCUGACUAUCAAAAUUUUCCCCAACAGCGUCAAGGUCCCCCAGCGGAAACACAUCCGCCGCACCGUGAACGGGCUGGACACUUCCGGGCAGCGCUACAGCCCCUACCCGCCGUCGCAGGCCUCCGUGAAGACGGGCCUCCUGGCCAUCGUCCGGUCCCCGCCGGCCAAAGGGAUCGUCAAGGACUUUGACGGGACCCGGACGCGCCUGCUGCCGGAAGCCAUGAUGAACCCCCCCUCUGCCCCCUACGCGGCACCCAGCACUUUAAGCCACCCGCAGGCGUUGGCCCGCCAGCAGGCUCUGCAGCACGCCCAGGGCUUGGCGCAGCAGCACCCUCAGGGGAUCCCCACGGCCCUACAGCAGCCGCAGCACCCGCAGAGCAUGGCCCACCCGGCCCUGCAGCCUCCGCCGCACCACGCCAACCACUUGCUCCAGCAGCAGCAGCAGCAGCCGCCGGCAGCGGGCCUGCACGGGGGCCGGAAGAUGGCCGACGCUGACGCCCCGCCGAAUGUGACUGUCUCUACCUCAACCAUCCCCCUCUCCAUGGCUGCCACGCUGCAGCAGAACCAGCCCCCGGACCUGAGCAGCAUCGUCCACCAGAUCAACCAGUUCUGCCAGGCCCGCGCGGGCAUCAGCGCUACCUCAGUUUGCGAGGGACAGAUUGCCAACCCCAGCCCCAUCAGCCGCAACCUCCUGAUCAGCGCGAGCACCCGGGUGUCCGCCCACAACGUCCCCACGCCCCUGCCUUCCUGCGUGGUGGACCCUGGGGUCCCCCCCUCGGGCCCCGGGGCCAUGGGUGUCCCGCCGCUGGGGGGCGUCGUCGGCCGGGGGCCCCCCGCCUACCAAAGCGAAAUGAAGCAGGUGGCAGCCUGGAACCAGCACCAGCUUGCUCACCUGCAGCAGAUGUGCGGCGAGGCCGUCGGCCCCUCGGGCCUGAUGGGGAAGCCCCCCGGGCGGGAGCUGCCCGGGCAGGGCUUUGCCGGCAAGGCCCCCGGCUACGCCCUGGACCUCUGCAUGGGCCAGCCUUUCAACGUGAAGCCCCCGCUGGAGAAGCCCACCCCCUCGCCGCCGGUCAACAGCUUGCCGGGCCCCGCCCCCUACACCAACGGGCACUACUUCCAGCCCCUGUGGAAUAACAUUCUGCCCACGCCCAACAGCGACAGCUCGGGCUCCCAGGACCUGGCGAUGCCUUUCCACGGCGGAGGCGGGGGGCAGCCCCUGGGGGCCGGCCUGGAGUGCACCGGCGGACCUCACUACAGGGCCGGGGCCGGCGGCCCCCCUGCCCAGGGCGGCCUGAUGCAGACGAUGGAAUACCUGAGCGGGGACUUCCAGCACUCCUGCCUCCGGGAGCAGCAGGGGGGCGGGGGGGUGCUGAGCAAAGCCCCCCGCCCCGCCAUGAACCGAGCCCACGAUCCCGCGGAUAGUCGCAGCCUUCAUAUUCAGCACCCAGGGUAUAGAUAAGGCAGCCGUCACUUUUCACUGACCAGAGCGAAGAUUAGGGUUAGUCUUAAUUUGAAUUAAUAAGCAAAAGGUGUGUGGCUGUUUGUUUGGUUUUAUUCCUUUUGGUUUAUUGCUUAUUUUUUUUAAACGUGCAAACUUUGGUGAUCCCGGUGACCAACUGCCGAAGGAGGUUUUUAAGCGGAGGUCUAGCCCCCUGCAGUGCAGGAAUCGUAGCUUGAGAAGCCCUGGCAGGUGGCUACCCAACCUCGGCUUAGAAACCUCCAGCUAAGGAGAGCCCACCCUCUUCCCAGGUAGUCCAUUCCACUGUCAAAACAGUUCUUACCCUCAGGAAGCUAUUCCUAAUGUUCAGCCAGAAUCUCCUUCUUGUCAUCAGUUUGGUUCCUCCCCUCUGGAGCGGCAGAAAACAAGCUUGCCCCAUCUGCAGAUAUUGGAAGACGGCUAUCUUGUCGCCUCUCAGAGUCUUCUUUUCUGCAGGCUAUACAUUCCCAGCUGAACUGUUUCUUGUAAGGCUUGGUUUCCAGGCCCUUUAUCACCUUGGGACGCUCAACAUGUUGAUGCAGGCUAGACUAGCAUUUGCUUUUUUUGCUGCUGCAUCACACGGUUGACACAUCUUAAGCUUGUCAUCUACUGUGACCCCCCUAGGCCCUUUUCAUAGCUUAUACAUACAGCCCUGCAGUGCCCAUUUGUGGGGAAGGCUGUGAGCUGGCUAUUUUUGGAAGGGGCUUGUGCUGUUGGGGCACAGCCCUACAGGAAAACACCCACGCCCAGGGUCCUCUUCAUCCCCCAGACAGGCUUGCCAUGGUCGUCAUCAUGAGUUUAUUUGUAUGUUGCUUUUCCAUGACAGAGCCACACUCAGAGCGGCUCACGGGAACAUGCAGAAUAAAAUACAGCGUUUCAAGAUAAUACAUUUAAUACAGUGGUACCUCUGGUUAUGUACUUAAUUCGUUCCAGAGGUCUGUUCUUAACCUGAAACUGUUCUUAACCUGAGGUACCACUUUAGCUAAUGUGCCAGAGGGGGAUAAUAUUUCCCCAGUUUUCUUGCGUCCUCUCACAGCCUUGGCCUCCAAAGACAGAACUUGAGCAUACAGUGAUCACCAUGAAGUUUGCAGUUUAAACGAAAAGGAUAAUAAUCACAAUAAUGAUUAACAGCUGCAUUUUUUAAAAAAAUUAUUUCUCUGUACACUGGCUAAAGCGAUUGCUGUACACUGUAAACUCGGACGUGUAAUAUUUCUGUGUGAAUGUUACCUGGUAGCGUGGUGGGGUCUGAGUAGCACUCUGGGGGUCAGCCCACUGCCCCUUCCCCCCUCUCCCCAACCUUUCCCUUCCCACAGCCCCGUGGGGGCUAAAAACACAUUGAUGACAAAUUAAUGAAGCCUUAAGCUGUUGCUCCUCCGGUUCUCCCUAACGAGCAUGGAUUAAACUCUGAAAGCUAUCAGACAAAAACUUCUUUUUUAAAAGAAAGAAGAAAACCACGACAAAAUUUCCAAAUGUUUAAAAGUGAUGUCCUAGUUGGCUUAGAGGUUCUUAAGGAUUUUUCAGAAGUUGGGGAAAUUAGGAUCAGUUUUUAAAUCUGUGUAUCUCUUUUGAUUUAGGUGUCUAGUUCUGGGCUGUAGGAAACCUCGGUAACCUUCUUGAGCUUAGCUGCCAUCUCCCUCCGCCCGCCCCCCCCCCCGCCCCCCAACCUAGUGCAGGAUCCUUUGGCUAUUUUAAAAAUCCCUCGAUCAGGGUGUUAGAAGAAUCGUGAGGUCCUUCCUUUUUUAAAAGUGCUGUUGCGCUGUCUCCUUAGGACAAGAUUCAGUGAUCUAAAAUACUUUUUUUUUAUUUAGUGGAUUAAAUUAUGCGCCGGCUUGCGUUGCCUUAACAGGAUGCCUGAUCUGUUACGCCAAAUCCUAGCGCCACAGAAAUCCUAAUUUAUUGUUCUUAGAAUCUGACCCCUGCGGCCUUUUUGCUUGCUUUUUUUUUAAAUUUGCUGGGGAGAGGGAGGAAGAAGAUGGGGUCCACACAUUUUGGUGAAAAAAUGGGUGGUCUCCAAUCUCACUUCUGCCCCCCAUCCUACUCCCAGCGAAGGGUUCUCCUGCAAUCCCCCCCCCCC
This is a messenger RNA of Podarcis muralis (Common wall lizard), 3831 nucleotides long. RefSeq names its product family with sequence similarity 222 member B (gene FAM222B). NCBI's taxonomy places the organism in Eukaryota, Metazoa, Chordata, Lepidosauria, Squamata, Lacertidae. The record is from RefSeq and is a predicted model, not a curated record.